GGCCUGCAAGUGUUUAUUCAAGCAUUCUCACAUAUCUGCCCCUCCCCGGCGAUGGGCGUGAUGUGAACUGUUCCCGCGUCCUGGCCGUUAGCACCAUCGCUGUAGCACGUGUAUGUACCAGUGUACUCCAGAAUCAGUCACCGUCCUAAAGUUGUAUUGGUCAAGUGUCAGCACAUGAACACGUGAGUCUGCUGGACACGUGGCCUCCAGAAGUGCUGACCUCUGACCUUGAUGUGAUUCUGACAGCCCUGAAGCCCCGGAUUGUACUUCUCAGCGUCUGGAUCAACCCCAAAACCCGGCUUCUCCCUUCCUGUAUUGUGAGGAUGUCGACUAGGAGGUUGUCCGGUGUUUGAGACGCUUCAUCCGGUGCCCGUCAAGGACUCUACUAAACAUGUGCGACAUUGACCACGGUGACAUAGUCCUGGAUGACAUGGACAAAGGAGGCGUCCCACAGGAUGACGCAGAGAGGGAGAAAGGAGGGAGUGAUACAACGUCUCCUCCGGACCAGCCUGGACCAGCUCCCCCACUCACGCCUACCUCCCCUGCCCCUCACCCCCGGGGGGACGACAGACACUGCCCCCUCUGUAAGAACAAGGUCCCCCGCUACUCGUCCCGAGGUGGGAGCGUGGAUGUGUGUGAAGACGGUCGGUGUCGUUCCUGUGAACACAUUACGUCAGUGCCGUCGUUGUCGGAUCUGCUCGGACAGGACGUCACAGGCGACGAUUUUCAAGCUGAGGUCGCCCACAAGAGUCAGCUGCUGUUGAUCGGGCGGCAGGAGGCUGAGCUGGAGACCAUCGUAGACUGCCUCAUCAGUAACCAUGGGGACAAGGAGACAGCACUGUUGUACGCCAUCUCACACUUUCCUACUGAAGCUAAGGUGCAGAUCUUCGUGAACACCCUGCUGCACCGCGGCGCCAACCCAUCGACGUGCGACAGCUCCUGGCAGACCCCCCUCCACCACGCCGUCAAGAGGAACUUCAAGGGUGUGUGUAGUAAACUGUUGGAGAACGACGCCCUCCCCCACGUCCGAGACAAGGACAACAACAUGCCCUACCACCUUGCCCUCAUCAACAACAACGACGACAUCGCGGCGAUGUUGCUGUCGGUCAUGCCCCAUACCGUAGUACGGAAUAUGUUUGUCGCUACCGAGGACGCCGGAGCCACUUCCGAGUGCAGCCUACAUGACCUGAUAAACAACAACAUGCAGCAAGCAGCACUAAGCGUCUUGGACGCCAUGAUGGACCAUCUGGGUGACAGUGGUCACGUGAGGGUGUUCUAUCACGUGCUGGAGGUAGAUGCGAAAGGUCGCUCACCCAGUCAUUCCGAGUUUGACUCCCACGACAAGUCUUGCCUCCAUCUGAUCUCACAGCGAGGUUUGAAGUCGCUAGUCUUCCACGACGUUGUCCGUCUCCUCAUACGCCGGAAGUGGAAGAAAUACGCUAGACUCCGAUUCGAACUGAAUUGUUUGCUGUUCUGUGUCGCAUUGCUGUGUUUGACCUUCUCCGUGGCUGUUUCGUCCCUGACCUCUGACCCAUUUAUAUACUCGGACCCCCUGCAGAUCGCCCGGGGGGUGGCGGAAUGCGUGGGGACCGUCCUCGUCCUCACCACCCUGAUCCUGGAGCUGAACCAGAUGAGGAGACACCGAAGAGAUUACUGGAGUGACAAGUUCAACUGGAUCGACCUGUCGUCCUCCUGUCUGCUGCUGAUGGUGAUCCCGCUCCGCUUCACACACAGACAGGAACAGUGGCAAGUGUUCUCCAUGGGCUACCUGCUGUGGACACUCAGGAUGUUCAAGUACGCCGCUGUCUUCAGACGGACGGGAGCGUACGCCCUGAUCCUGUGGAGGAUCAUCAGCAGGGACAUCCUCCAGUUCAUCCUCUUCUUCCUCGUCAUCCUCCUGGCUUUCACCGGGUCCUUCACCUUGGCACUCAAAGGAGAAAACGCCUUGACCGUGCAUAACGAAACCAGCAACUACUGGAACGUCAUGUUUGUCGGCGUGAGGACACUGAUAGAGGCAUACGCUGUAGUGGAGUAUUCGGGAGAGGGAGGCUAUCCGCCGAUGAGCACUUUCAUCAUGGUCAUCUUCCUGUUCUUCUGCUGCGUCGUCCUCCUCAGCAUCCUCGUCGCCCAGCUCAGCGACACCUACCAUUACGUGCAGAGAGACGCACAACGGGGGCUGGAGCUCAACAGGGCGUGGAUCAUCACAAGAGUCGAUCUCAACAGUAUAUAUGUGGGAAAGAGCAGCAGGUUCAAGACGUACAUAGAGAUGGAGGAAAUACACAACCCACGUGACAUCCUCAAACGCUGGGACGGCCCGGAGCUCAGUCAGAUGAAUAAGAACAUCCGGGACCUUUGGGAUCACCUGGACUCCAACAGGAUGACCCUGCUAACCAUCCAGUCCAGACUGGCCAGGCAGGAGAACAGCCUCGUGCUCAUUCAAGAGUAUCUGGAGCACCUGGUAAAUGCAGAGUCACGUGACAAGCUGGAGGCUGGACGGAAGGGCGCGAUGAGGUGACAGCAAAUAGACACGUAGAAUCUACCUGAUGUGUCUGACGUCAGACAUGCAGCACAUCCUGCAUCCACCCAGAGACGUCCUUAUCGUCGUCACCCAUAUCAUCAUCAUCGUUGUUGUCGUCUCGACCAUAGUCGUCAGGAUCACCAUCAUCUUAACCAACACUGUCAUCUUCAUCGUGAUCACCACUGACACCAUUGCUGUGACCAGCGUCGUUACCACUGUCCUCACCUUCAUCAUCACAACUACCGUCUCAAUCACCAUCAUCGUCAUAAUCAUCAUGGUCAUCGCCGUUCUCAUAAUAAUUUUCAGAAACUAUUUCCAUAUCAUACAUUGCGGGGCCUAGUUCGUACACUGAGAAAGCAGUAUAGCGGGGACUAGUUCUUACACUGAGAAAGCGGUAUAGCGGGGACUAGUGCACGUGUGUACGUCGCCGGUUCACUCCCAAAAGACAGACCUCCCAUAAGACAGACUAAAUGAAUACACUAAUUAGCUGAGCCAUGCUGUCCACCCCUAUUUAAUUAAUGAGCUGACCCUGAGUCACCGCAGAGUAUAGUAACAACAACUCCUACCUCCUGUGCCCUUCUCAAAACAUAUCACUAAUCCUUUUACUGACCCAUCGCUACCAGGUUGUAGGAACAAUGAUCAGUACUAAAAUGUAUUUAUUCAACAAGUCAUAACAAUAUUAUCAUCAAUAGCACUACAUACAUUUCUCUGAACCACAUUUAAACCUAACUUAUACAAGUAAUGUUUUUAUUCAACAAGUCAUAACAAUAUUAUCAUCACAAGCACUACAUACAUUUCUCUGAACCACAUUUGAACCUAACUUAUAAAAGUAAUGUAUUUAUUCAAGUAUAAUACAAAUGUAAAUAACUGGAGAAUAUGACGUUUUUAAUAACAGUUGUUGAGUUGGCCUUUGCAAAUAACUGGAGAACAGGAUGUUUUUAUUACUGAAGAUGAACGUGAAACAGUAUUUAUAAAAUUGAGCAUAAACAAAGUAUAUAACUGGAGAACAGGAUGUUUUAUAAUAGUUAAUAGUUUUUUCCUAUGACGUUUCUUCCGAUCACCCUUCUAGAUGGCUACCUGUAUGUCAAGAACAAGGUGAAAGUAGAAAAUGAUGACGUUCAAGUGACUUUCUAAUAAGUGUUAUCUGUGCACUGACAAACAUGUGAUGUAAAAUAACAUGGUGCUUGGUGUCAUAUGUUUGAUAGGUACAUGUACAUAAUUCAUUGUUUUUGAUAAUAUUCACA
This is a messenger RNA of Haliotis rubra (blacklip abalone), 3762 nucleotides long. RefSeq lists its product as uncharacterized. The transcript is spliced from 15 exons. Gene Ontology annotation, cellular component: membrane. The record is from RefSeq and is a predicted model, not a curated record. Gene Ontology annotation, molecular function: calcium channel activity; protein binding. Gene Ontology annotation, biological process: calcium ion import across plasma membrane. The coding region runs from base 392 to 2515 and encodes 707 amino acids. Lineage: Eukaryota; Metazoa; Mollusca; Gastropoda; Lepetellida; Haliotidae.